CUAAGGAGGCUAUGCGACGCUGUCAAGCACAGAAGGUCAGACGCGUGCUUUUGAACGUCGGAGCUACUAGAAAGAUGAGAAAGAAAUGUGAAGCAGUACAUGGAGACGUAGCGACUUUAUGCAGCUAAGCAGUGCAGAAUAAACAAGAAUUAGCGGUAAUAGGAAAAGUACAUACUCGUAUAAUGCUGCAUUGUUAGCCCAGGAACUAUCAGAGACAGCUAGCUUCAAGGGAAGUCUCUCUUUUGGAUCUUUGCUUAAAAACAUCUUCAUCUCGUCUCCACUAUGUUUAGAAGUAUUGUCAAGUUUGGAAAUGUCCUGUCUCUCAGUAAAGUGUGUCCAAGAAGGCAACAUCCUAGGUGUGCUUUGAAAUACUCCACAGCCACAGCAGAGAGAAAGAGAUUUUAUCAAGAUGUCACCAUAUCCCAAGGUGAAGGGGGUUUAUAUGAGGUAAACCUCGACCGAAGGAAGCUAAAAACUCCAGGAGGAAAGCUGUUCACGGUGCCAAAUGAAGCCCUGGCCAUCGCCGUGGCAACCGAAUGGGAUGCUCAAAGGGAAACGCUCAAGUUCUACACGAUGCACAUGACCACUCUGUGCAACACAGCUCUGGACAAUCCUACCCAACGCAACAAGGACCAAAUGAUCAAUGCAGCUCUGAAGUUUCUGGAGACUGACACUGUCUGUUACAGAGUAGAUGAGCCCCAUGGUUUGGUUGAGCUACAGAAGAAUGAGUGGGACCCUGUGCUCCACUGGAUCGAAAAUAGAUAUAAUGUCACUAUUGGCUCCUCAUCCAGUAUUUUGGGUCCUGAGAUUCCUGAGGCAACCAGAGAUACGUUCCGGCAGCACCUUAAUUCUUACAAUUUUUGGUCUUUGACAGGUCUUGAAUAUGUGAUCACCCAGCUGAAGUCUGUUGUGCUGUCACUGGGGAUGAUUGACAGACAUCUGAGUGUGGAGCAGGCUGUGCUGUUAUCCAGACUGGAGGAGGAAUACCAGAUUCGACGCUGGGGAAAUGUGGAGUGGGCCCAUGACUACGACAUGUAUGAGCUGAGGGCACGGACGGCAGCUGGAGCUCUUUUUGUCCACCUCUCGUCUGAGAGUUCAACCAUCAAACGCAAACUUAUGCAGGACUGAGACAGAACUUACAGAGAACUCGCAGGAAAUCUACCCUCAAACAGAGAAUACCCCGAACCACCUGAGUUGUUUGAACACGUCUAUUUCCAUACAGACAAACAUCACACAUCCCAGCUGUUCUAUUUAGCAGUGACAGCUGCUCUGUCACUGAUCUGUUAUAGAGUCAUUUCAAUCCAGUAAAACACGUUGGCUGUCUUUUUUGCAAUGUUUAUAUGUCGCAGCUGCCAAGUAUGACACUCUUCACAGAGUUUCCAGACAGUUCUCAGUCAGCCGUGACAUUUUGAACACUGGCUGGAUGGUUGUUGUUGCCUGUUUGAUGGUGGAAUGUUAGUUCUCAUGCCCGCUUUUUCUGUGAAUACAGCAGAGUGCUUGUGCUUCCUAAAAGCACUCUGUCCAAUUUAUACUGUUUAGUGUUUGAUAAAGGCACUGUGCAUGUGAGAAAUAAUUAGUUGCAUUAUGUGAUACAUUCUGCAUUCAGGUUAUUUUUCAUGUAAUUAACCAACCCUGGUGUAUUUAUCAUGUUUUUGUUUUUUUUUCUGUGGUGAUGUACUGAGAAAGCCUCUUUCUUUUUCUAAGUAUUUAGAAAAAGUAGGACUUUUAGCAGAAAAAUGGACUGCACCCUCAUCCAGUGGGGUUUUGUUGCUGUUAUAGUUGACACAGAUUAAGAGAAUGAUAAAAGAAUAUUAUCUGACUGUGUGUCAUUUCAACUGAUAAUGGCAGCAAAGUUCAUCGUUAAAUAAAAUCUGAAUGAUUCAAAGCCUU
Molecule: messenger RNA, 1890 nt
Organism: Stegastes partitus (bicolor damselfish)
Lineage: Eukaryota; Metazoa; Chordata; Actinopteri; Pomacentridae
Gene: atpaf2
Product: ATP synthase mitochondrial F1 complex assembly factor 2
Exons: 8
Coding region: 283-1128 (281 amino acids)
Biological process (GO): mitochondrial proton-transporting ATP synthase complex assembly
Cellular component (GO): mitochondrion
Source: RefSeq, a predicted model, not a curated record